Molecule: messenger RNA, 1080 nt
Organism: Babjeviella inositovora NRRL Y-12698
Lineage: Eukaryota; Fungi; Ascomycota; Pichiomycetes; Serinales
Product: flavin adenine dinucleotide transporter
Exons: 1
Biological process (GO): folate import into mitochondrion; nucleotide transport
Cellular component (GO): mitochondrion
Molecular function (GO): FAD transmembrane transporter activity; folic acid transmembrane transporter activity
Source: RefSeq, a predicted model, not a curated record
CAUUCGGAGGUUUUAUAACGUUAUGUGCUUGCGCAGCGAUAAGAAAUUUAUCGUUUUUCCGGCUGAAAAAUUCCGGACAUUUUUCUCCCACAACCAACCGCAUCAGUAGCAGACUCCACCCUCAUCACAUCUUAUAUGGCCUCUAAGCAAUCGCCCAAAGAUUCCACAAUCGGAUCCACCUCGACCGAGGUGAUAUCGGGGCUCUCGGCAGGCUUCAUCACCACCCUCGUGACCCAUCCGCUCGACUUGAUCAAGAUCCGGUUGCAGCUCGAUUCCACGUCCAAAACGCACCUCCAGGGCUUUCGAAAGGUUUACGAGGAUAUCCGGCGUGAUGCUACGAAGCCCCGCUCGUGUGCGGUCCACCCCUCUAUCGUGCUCAAAGACUACUACCGCGGCAUCGCGCCCAACUUGAUCGGAAGUGCCACGGCCUGGAGCUUAUACUUCACGCUCUACAAAGAGUUCAAACAUUUGAGCUACGAACAGCUCAACCACAACAGCCAAGGAAACGCACAGCUAUCUUCCUGGGACUACCUCACGUGUGCGCUUGCUGCGGGAGGCACUACUUCGUUCCUCACCAAUCCUAUCUGGGUGCUCAAGACGCGCAUCUUGUCCACCACUAAGAGCACGCCCGGCGCGUACGUCUCGCUUCUCGACGGCAUCAAGCGCAUUCUCCGGGAGGAGGGUGUGCGCGGGUUUUGGAAGGGCUUGACGCCAGCGUUGAUCAGUGUUUCACAGGGUGCGCUACAGUUUACGAUUUACGACACGAUAAAGUUCAGCGUUUUUGCUUCCGACACAAAUCUGGCGCCGGGAACGCUGCAGCGCGAGGUUAACUUGUCCACCGUACAGUACAUCUAUACUUCUGCCGUAUCAAAGAUGAUCUCUACCGUGACACUCUACCCGUUUCAGGUGAUCCGAUCACGCUUGCAGGGCUACCGCGACCCGCGCGCGGCAAAGACGAACAUGUUCAGUGUGUCGCGCGCAAUCUGGCAACACGAAGGGGUUUUUGGCUUCUACAAGGGCUUGGCAGCUAACUUGAUCCGUGUUGUUCCAGCGACUUGCAUUACUUUUGUGGUUUAUGAG